Acanthaster planci (crown-of-thorns starfish) is the source of this 2183-nucleotide messenger RNA. Its product is annotated as phospholipase A2 AP-PLA2-I. Lineage: Eukaryota; Metazoa; Echinodermata; Asteroidea; Valvatida; Acanthasteridae. The record is from RefSeq and is a predicted model, not a curated record. Gene Ontology annotation, biological process: arachidonate secretion; lipid catabolic process; phospholipid metabolic process. Gene Ontology annotation, molecular function: phospholipid binding; calcium ion binding.
CCUCUUCCACGUGUGCCAAUAAAAGCCCCAGGGCGCUUAAAACACUACAGUCUGUCUGCGUCAGUGUUUACGAUCAAACCUUUGGCUCCCAUGUUGUGGGGCUUUGAACGCACGGAACAAAACGCGAAACUAUCAGCGUAGUAUCAACAUUUAAAACAACCACAGACUUCUAAAUUUUUCACACCGUAAGCAUCAAGCAACUGGCACUAAUUCUUCAAUAUUUCAACCAUCAUCAGAUAACCUUCGCCAUGAAUUUUCUCGUUGUUAUAGUGACUACGGUUUCCCUGGCAGGCGCUGCGUCAGCAGGGGAGAUUCAGAACCUAUACCAAUUUGGCAAGAUGGUCAUGUGCCUGGGAAAUCUUAACGUCCUGGAAGGGUUAGAAUACAACGGCUAUGGCUGUUAUUGUGGCCGCGGCGGGAAGGGCACACCCUUGGACGACACUGACAGGUGUUGUAAACAACACGACGAAUGUUACGAGAGAGCAACGGAUGAAAUGGGCUGCUGGAGCAUAGAAACGUAUGCCACCACUUACGACUACACAAAAUCCAAAGUUUCUGGCAAGUGUACCAUCAAAUGUAAGCUAGAAUCCGACUACUCGCGAUUCACCAUAAGAAAGAAAUGCAAAGCCUUCAUAUGUGAAUGCGACCGCAUCGGAGCGCAGUGUUUCGCCGACAAGCGGUCUACCUUCAACCGAAGUCUCAUCAGCUACACCAAGGACAAGUGUUAGUUGAUUUGCACGCAUUCUUGAAGUCUUGAAACUUUCAUUUGGAUUACCACAGUUUCAAGACUUUUGAACGUAGUAACAAUUUUACAGACGCAAGGGUAUAGAGAGAACACGCAAUGAUAUCAAGAAAAAUAUGUCUCGGUAAUUCUACGUUUAAUUCUGUUUUCUCAAGAAACUGAAGCUCAAGCGAAUUUUUUUUUUGAACGUUGGUGCAUCUCGUGGGUUCGAAAAACAUUUGAAACCAAUUUUUAAAAAAAGAUGCAGCCAUCGGGCUUGCAUCUAACAUAUCAAACAUUGUAAUGACGUUUUCUGCUUUAAGGUGAGCCAGGAAUAUUUGGGAAAGGAAAAACUGAAGUGAUCCGGAAGUGACGUGCCCCUUUCCGUAUGGGUUUCAUAUCUAUUCGGAAAAAAAAUAAAAGCCAGGCCACUCAUACACAAGGAUGAUAAUGAAUUACAUAGGUCUGAUCAAGAGCUGUUCAAAUAAGACGUGAAUGUAACGUAAGAAUAAAAUAGAGUUAUAUUGCGCAACAAAGUAUCGAGUAUUACAUUUUGUUAAUGUGCCGGAAGCAGUGGUUGGUCGGUUAAAUUAAUAUGGCAAAUCAAGUUUCUUGUGCACAUUUCGUAGGAGCAGCCACUGAACAGGUCCAUGGAUGUUCAAACAAAAGUAAUCGCCCGUGGUGUUUUAUAUGCUCAUUAUUCUGUUUCAUGAUAUGGACAAAUUUGACAUCGGCCCUUUGCCUACGGCUAAUGUCCACAUAAUUCCCUUUUAGGUAUAUGACACAUACUUUUUCAUGAUGAAGUUUCACAAGGUGAUGCAGAUGACCCAUUUGAACAAGGCUGUUUGUCACAUUUAGAUCAAUGAUUUAUCGUUUUCAGUCUAUAACCAAGACGAGUACUUUUUAAAAUGACCUCGACAGUUUGCUUGUCGGUGCAGAUGCCUUAUUGGGUACCUUAGUUUCCUUAUUAAUGACAGCCCUCCUGCCACUUUGACACCAGCACAAUGCAAACCAUUGGUAAAAUCAGAGCAUCAGACAUUGUAGUUUAUUACAUAUAGGGGCCCCGUGCACCCCCCCCCCAACUUAACGACAUCAAUAUUCUUAGGUGCAUUUUAAGGUCCUGUAACACCUUUUAGAUGUUAACAUUGGAAAAAGACCGAUACUCUUAGGAUAUCCAAGAUGGCUGCGGAAAUGGCCACCAAACAUGGUUCAAAAUGGGAAAGGCAUUAUAUCAGACAAGUUAUACCCUAAAUCACAAAUAAAAUUUUUAUUUACAUGUUCUGUGCUCUCAAAAACUGAUUUUUGGUGAUUUUCGUUUGCCAAUAUGCUUCACAUUCAAGAUAGGGGCUGUAAGGAUCACCAAUAUAGACGCCAAUGAUAAAUCCAUAAAUUUCAGCCAUAAUUGUGGUAAGUUAUCCAUUUUACACACAUUAAAGAAUUUGGUGCAUGUUUUCAAUCCUUA